AAUUAGACCAGCUGUUUGACAAGACCCAAAUUCUAACGGAACAACCGCGUCUGAAUCCCUGAAUUUCGGUCUCCGGAGUUUCAUCCUAGCGCAGUAAAGACCUCCUUCUUCAUGGUUCUGAUUAUUCGCAACUGCAGAAUAUUAUCCAGUCGACAGAAUAAGCAAGUUAAAAUUGGAAACCUGCAAGAUUAUCAAAGCAGAUCCUGUCAUCAGGAAACAAUUUGCGACAGAAAGAACAAUUGUAUAAUGGGUCUGACAACAGUACUGGGAACAUUGUUUCUCUACAGCAUUGCUAUGUUUACUUUGCCGUUUGCUGCUUUCUUUACGAUACAACAUAUCAUGAUAGUAAAAUUCCAAACUGAUACUGCCGUGACUAAUUACAUUUCUGUACUGGCUGCCGUAAUCACAGUGAACUUGAUUAUCUCCUGUUAUGUUUAUCAGGCUUUAAACGAGCCUGAUGAAGAGAAGGAGCAAAGUAAAGAUGAAAUUGGAGUAGAAAUUAAAGAGAGUUUAAAUAAGAAAGAUGAUUAAAAUUGGUUUUCUUUGCAAAAUACGAAUUUGUAAAAAAAUGUGUAGUGUCAAAUAUUUUUUAUAUUAUUUAAUUUAAAAAUGAGGACUCUUUGUUACUUAA
This is a messenger RNA of Cyphomyrmex costatus, 631 nucleotides long. RefSeq lists its product as uncharacterized. Gene Ontology annotation, biological process: vacuolar proton-transporting V-type ATPase complex assembly. Gene Ontology annotation, cellular component: endoplasmic reticulum membrane. The record is from RefSeq and is a predicted model, not a curated record. The transcript is spliced from 2 exons. NCBI's taxonomy places the organism in Eukaryota, Metazoa, Arthropoda, Insecta, Hymenoptera, Formicidae. Bases 112 to 531 code for a protein of 139 amino acids.